GUCUGAGAAAAUUAUCAGUCACUACUCACCUUUGGACCAGACAAGGCGUUUGGAUAACAGGCGGGCUUACUUCGAACCCUCAUCUUAUUCUAGGUUCUUAUCAGUUUUUAUUUUACAAUCUUUUUUACAGCAUUCCUUAUCUUUAUUUAUUAUUUAACAGCUCAAUUUCUGAAAGUAAUGAGUGCCAUCAAUGGUCAAAGUACACGAUACUUGGGGCAAAUAUUAUUUUUAUGGUUGUCGGUUGCAUUGUUUUGGUAACAGGCAUUUGGCUAAGGACGGACAGUCAUUUUCGUGGUUUUCUAAGUGAGCGUUAUCGUCAGGCCGUUCAUGAGGCUUUUUGGGAGGCGCCGACUCUUUAUGCUUUUUCUUAUAUUUUGAUUGUGCUGGGAUGCGCUCUUAUUCUUUCAACAAUUUUUGGAUGUUAUGGAGUUGCUAUUAACUCUAAACUUUUGAUUGGAAUCUAUGGAGCAAGCACAUUUGCUUUGCUUAUUUUUACUUUAAGUUGUGGUGCUUAUAUUUUCUACACUAAAGAUUCGAUUGACGUUGAAUUAGCAGAUGCUCUUAAUUAUAUGGUUCAACACUACUAUCAGGGCCCAGGAAUUGUACAAGAGAGCUUGGAUCGACUCCAACAGGCAUUUCGCUGUUGUGGAAAUGCCGGCUGUUCCGAUUUUCGAAUAUUUCGUCAGGAUCCUCCAAGGACGUGUGACCUACGAUGUGAUGGAUGCCAUUAUCGUAUUUGGAUUGCAUUACGAAUUGGUUUCUCUGUAUCGUUGACGGUCUUUUCCAUUGUUGUAUUUGCCCAGCUAGUAGCUAUUGCUCUUUCAUUAACAAUGAUUUUUGAUGUCCACCAAUCAAACAAUCGUUCGGUGUUUAAUGCCAUGCGUCGUAAGGAAUUUGCGAAGGCGAGUGCUCGCAAACAAAUGGAAUAUCAACCUAAUUUCAGCAAAUUUGACAAAAGGAAGCAUCCUUACUAUUUUUAA
Messenger RNA from Meloidogyne enterolobii, 980 nucleotides. NCBI's taxonomy places the organism in Eukaryota, Metazoa, Nematoda, Chromadorea, Rhabditida, Meloidogynidae. The record is from the annotation of a GenBank genome assembly.